ACAUUUGACAGAUUUUGCUUUUUGUUCUAUUAAAAAAGUUUUAGCACGUCACUAUUUGUAAUUUUCAGUAAAUGUAAUAAUUUGUGCAAAAAAAAAAAAGAAAAAAUACAAAUUACGCCUUUUGUUAAAAGUAUUUUAAUAAUUUAAUAUGAGUACGGAUGUACAGUGAAUGUCAGAGGCUGUGAUUUAAAAUCGUUAUGGAAAAGUUUCCUUUAAAGGGGGUUCGAGAAAUUGUGGCAGAGGGAAAUAAUUAUUUAACGGCGUAUCAGUCAGUAUUGAAAAAGUCUAACGGUCAUACAUCUGGCAACGAAACAGACUAUCAAGAUCAUCCUUUAGCGGCACCAUCUUCGUCGAGCAGAACAGCAGCAACAACAACUUUAACAACGCCAGACGAUGAUGAAAUGAUCGAUAUAACACCACACUCAAGUCCUGGAGAAGGUUCACAUCAUUUUAAUACAUAUAGUCGUGGUAGUACAGCAGAUAAUUCUGAUAUGGAGAGAGAACGAGGAGAUUAUAACAGUCAUCAUCAUCCACAUCAUUCUAACAGUAGUCAACAGCAUCAACGCAUACAUCAACAUGUGCCAACUCACAGCGCUUUUGGAGAUUCAAUGGAUGGCGGCUUGUCGUUCUAUGGUUCAUCAGAACCAAAUGAUGAUAUACCAGGAAUUGGGCAAUAUGAAGAUUUUCAUACGAUAGAUUGGCAGCGUGAUAUCGCAAGGGAUCGUAUGCGCCAUCGUUAUAUUGUAAAGAAACGUCAAGAUUCUCUGUGGGAUUUAGUCAAGGGUGCCCAUGAUGCUUGGUCGGGUUGGUUGUGUGUUUUGUUGGUUGGUAUAGCGGCGGGUUGUGUGGCUGGUAUGGUCGAUAUCGGAGCAAGUUGGAUGUCCGAUUUGAAACAUGGCAUAUGUCCACAAGCUUUUUGGUUUAAUCGUGAGCAAUGUUGUUGGCCUACAAAACAAUCAGUCUUCGAAGAGGGCAAUUGUUCAACGUGGAAAACAUGGCCAGAAGUGUUUGGCCUAAGCCGAGAAGGCACAGGAGCUUAUAUUAUCUCGUACAUUUGGUUUAUACUUUGGGCGUUGUUGUUCGCUGCACUCAGCGCAUCAUUGGUGCGUAUGUUUGCACCGUAUGCAUGUGGUUCUGGUAUACCAGAAAUAAAAACAAUUCUCUCGGGUUUCAUUAUAAGAGGCUAUUUGGGUAAAUGGACGUUGCUAAUUAAGUCAGUUGGUUUGAUGCUCUCAGUUUCGGCGGGUUUAACCUUGGGCAAGGAAGGUCCUAUGGUUCACAUAGCAAGCUGUAUUGGCAAUAUCUUCUCACAUCUAUUUCCAAAAUAUGGUCGUAAUGAAGCUAAAAAACGUGAAAUAUUGUCAGCAGCAGCGGCAGCUGGUGUGUCUGUAGCUUUUGGAGCACCAAUCGGUGGAGUUUUGUUCUCAUUGGAGGAGGUUUCAUACUAUUUUCCACUAAAAACAUUGUGGCGUUCAUUUUUUUGCGCUCUAAUAGCUGCAUUCGUUCUUCGUUCUCUCACACCAUUUGGCAAUGAACAUUCUGUGCUCUUCUUUGUGGAAUACAAUCAGCCUUGGAUAUUCUUCGAAUUGAUUCCAUUUGUUUUUUUGGGUAUAAUGGGGGGCAUUAUUGGAACGUUAUUUAUUAAAGCGAAUUUGUGGUGGUGUCGCUUUAGAAAAUUCAGCAAAUUAGGUCAAUAUCCUGUAACAGAAGUUUUGGUUGUUACUUUAAUAACUGGCAUAAUUUGCUAUCCCAACCCAUUUACACGCAUGAAUAUGAAUGAGUUGAUCUAUUUACUGUUUAGUCAAUGUUCACCAGGAGACAUUUCGAAUCCAUUAUGUGAUUAUACGCGUAUGAACAUAACCAAUGCAUCAUCUUCAAUAGAAGUAACACAAUUAGGCCCUGGGGUGUACCGUGCUAUAGGUUUAUUGGUUCUGGCCUUUUUCUUAAAAUUGGCUUUGACAGUAUUUACCUUUGGUAUGAAAGUUCCAGCUGGCCUGUUUAUACCAUCUCUGUUAUUGGGAGCAAUUAUGGGAAGAAUUGUGGGUAUUGCCGUUGAACAAUUCGCUUAUAGUUAUCCAAACGUUUGGUUCUUUACGGGCGAAUGUGUAACGGGUAACAAUCUCAUUACGCCUGGUCUAUAUGCUAUGGUAGGAGCGGCAGCUUGUUUAGGAGGUGUAACACGGAUGACUGUAUCUCUUGUGGUAAUAAUGUUUGAAUUGACAGGUGGAGUUGGCUAUAUUGUACCACUGAUGGCAGCUGCCAUGGCUUCCAAAUGGGUUGGUGAUGCUCUAGGCAGACAGGGUAUUUAUGAUGCACAUAUUGCAUUGAAUGGUUAUCCUUUCCUUGACAGUAAAGAAGAAUUUGCACAUACAACUCUAGCCGCAGAUGUUAUGCAACCGAAACGCAAUGAAACAUUGAACGUUAUAACACAAGAUUCCAUGACGGUAGAUGAUAUUGAAACAUUGCUCAAAGAAACAGAACAUAAUGGUUAUCCUGUAGUUGUUUCUAGAGAGAAUCAAUAUCUCGUUGGUUUUGUAUUACGCAGAGAUUUAAAUUUGGCUUUAGGUAAUGCAAAACGUUUUAUUGAAGGCAUAAAUGGCCAAUCCAUAGUAUUAUUUACAUCAACUGCACCUGUGCAAAAUCUAGGACCUCCACCACUUAAGUUGAAAAAGAUAUUGGACAUGGCUCCAAUUACAGUAACAGAUCAAACGCCUAUGGAAACUGUUGUCGAUAUGUUCCGUAAAUUAGGUUUGAGACAAACUCUUGUAACUCAUAACGGGCGUUUGUUGGGCGUCAUAACAAAGAAGGAUGUACUGAGGCAUGUCAAACAGAUGGAUAACGAAGAUCCCAACACAGUUUUAUUCAACUAAAUGAAAUCUUAUUGUAAACAAAUUUUAAACAAACCCAAAACGGAUGUGGUUAAUUAGAACAGAAAAAGAAUUUCUAGAUUUACUAUCAUAAUGUAAAAUUGCCCUCUUCGGUUUAUCAUCAAGAAAAACAUAACAAAACAGAAAUAUCAAUCAUAUCGUUAUGAAAACAAAUUUUAAUGCUUCAAGAUGGUACGAUUGCUGUACAUUAUUGACAAAUUGAUUGAAUUGAUGGUUGCAAACUGAGCUUAGUUUCAUCGGUACAUAAAUAAUUGUUUGAUUUUUAUUUCUUUCUUUUUUUUAUUUCGCAUAAAAUUGUGGUUUAUACAAAAUGUUAUACACUUUAGUAAUUUAUGUAAUUAGUAUAUAUUUAAUUGUAUUAAUAUUAAUAUAAAUGAUAACGAAAAUGAGUAUGAUGAUGAUGAUUAUAAGAAAAUGAUGUAUAGAGAAUAAAGUAGAAAAUUCCAAAUUAAAUUAUAUUCACAUUAAAAUAUUUUACAUUAAAAAACAUCACUGUAUAUUUUUUACAAAUUUAAUUUUCUAAAUAAUGACUUUGUUCAUUUUUAAAACAUUUUAGUGUUGUUCUUAUGCGAUAAAAUUUAAACAUAAAGGCUGCUUUUUUUAAAAAGAUCGAAAAACUGGACAAAAUAUUUUGUUAUAUUUUUCGUAAGUAUUAAAGUCGGCCACAAAUACUAGUAAAAUACCUAAUAAUACAAUCUAUGCCAAACUAUUUAUAUAUUUUAUAUCUAACUAUUUGUGUAAAACAUAAUAAGAAAUUAGAUAGAAAUAUUUGGUACAUAAAUUUAGGUACUUUUGUCAAUUCAUGUCCAAGAUUUAUAUUAUUAGGUGUUAUACUAUUAUUAAUAAACCUAUAUGUAUAUCCUUAACCAAUAAAAUAUUUAUUUUAAAACCAAACGUCGAAUGAUCAGAUGAUUGAUUUAUUGAAUGAUAAUUGUGUGUGUAUUCCAUAGUAAAUUAUACUUUUAUAUGUUACUUAUUAUUUCUUUUUUGUAUGUCUUAAUAACAAGAAUAAAAUAAAUAAAAAAGUAUAUUAUAUAUAUCAUA
This is a messenger RNA of Lucilia cuprina (Australian sheep blowfly), 3932 nucleotides long. RefSeq names its product H(+)/Cl(-) exchange transporter 5 (gene ClC-c). Gene Ontology annotation, biological process: chloride transport; transmembrane transport. Gene Ontology annotation, cellular component: membrane; early endosome; Golgi apparatus. Lineage: Eukaryota; Metazoa; Arthropoda; Insecta; Diptera; Calliphoridae. The record is from RefSeq and is a predicted model, not a curated record. Gene Ontology annotation, molecular function: voltage-gated chloride channel activity. The transcript is spliced from 13 exons. The coding region runs from base 198 to 2870 and encodes 890 amino acids.